Messenger RNA from Coniophora puteana RWD-64-598 SS2, 1795 nucleotides. RefSeq lists its product as uncharacterized. NCBI's taxonomy places the organism in Eukaryota, Fungi, Basidiomycota, Agaricomycetes, Boletales, Coniophoraceae. Bases 1 to 1719 code for a protein of 572 amino acids. The record is from RefSeq and is a predicted model, not a curated record. The transcript is spliced from 2 exons.
AUGCAUCAACUUCUCCUCAUCUCGGAGCUCCUGGAGCUGAUCUUCGAGUACAUCGACGAGCCAGCGACCUAUGCUCAACUAGCGAGUGUCUGCAAGGACUUGAAGGAGCCCUCCCUUGAUGCACUUUACGCGGAUGUUCGAUGUUUCCCGAGGUUCCUCACCUGUAUGCCGUCGGAUUUGUGGUGCAUCCAGAAUCAGCGUUUCGGUUUCAAACGCGAUGUAAUUCGGGAUGACUGGGACAAGCUAUACUCGUAUGCCAAGCGCGUAAAGACCGUCGUCGUAGAGAAGAACAACAGAGACAUCUUUGUUGCCGAUGAAGUGGCCGAAGCCCUGUUGAAACUUUCUCCUUUCCCUACCCUUUUCCCUCAGCUGCACACCCUAUACAUAUAUGGUUACGAGCACUUUGAGCCAAUACACUACGUCUUGAUGGCACCGACGCUGCGCUCCCUAUACGUCAGGGACAUCGAGACGUCUUGUUUCCUCGAUGGGGCUCCCGAUCUUCCGACAUUGUGUCCCCUAAUCGAGUACUUCAGCUGUUGGGACAACGGGAACCUUCGACUUCCCGGGAGAAUGAAGAAGAUGACGGACACGCUAAGUCGCUUGAACUGUCUGCGCAGCGUUGAUUGUGGUCCUCUUGAUGCAGAUGUUGUCGAGCACCUCUCAGGCGUAAAGCACCUCUCGUCGAUAAGAGCCCCAGUCAUAGCUUCGGACUCUUGGAUUGGCUUGCACGUCGGGAUCCCCGCCCUGGAUGAUCUCAGGUUGCAGGUCGAUACUUUUGAGACGUUCUCUCAAGCUGUGUGGGCGCUUUUCACCCACCCCCUUUCAGAAUCUCAUGCAGACCAGCCACUCGCACGACUGCGAUCUGUGACGAUGAACGUGUCUCAACUGCCAGGUACAGCUCCAAUUACUGGGCCAUCGACAUCACCGUCGCUCAUCACCAGCGCUCUUGCCGCUUGUGUUUCCCCUGAGAACCUCACCACUAUCAAGCUCGCUGACUACUGGACGAGCACCCAAACCACUGGGCGCUUUACACACGCCGACCUCGCCCCUCUCUGCGUAUUCGCACAUCUCACUUCCCUUACGAUCAAAUUCCAGAGUCAGCCCCUUUCACUCGACGACGCGCAGCUCGCUGACCUCAUCGUGCACUGGCCGCGCCUCACUUCUCUGCAUCUCGCCAAGCUCGAGCGCCCGCUCAACUUGGCUAGCCUGAUUGCGGUUCUCCGUGCAUGCCCAGAUCUGCGCCAGAUGGAGCUGCUCAUCAAAGCCGAACCUACAGACGUUACCGCGCUGCUCCGUGAUCCCACCUCUAGCGAUGGUAUCGUAUACGAUGAUACCACUGGCUGCAGCCUCCCAUGCAACACGUAUGUCACCUGGAUGGACAUGUAUCACGCGACCGAAGAGCCUGAGGACGCAGUUCCAUUCGCUCGGCUGCUUCACCGCAUUCUCCCGUCGCUCAAGUCGUGUGAUCGAUCUGUCUCAUCGAAUAGCGAUGCGGUCAGCGCACAGGAGGCAAGACAGUGGCUGGAGCACACGCGGAGGACGCCGAAUGGUCGGGCAGAAUCUUUCAGGGGAUGGAGAACGAUGUUCUGGCAGCUCGUGUUCGCGCUUAUGAGAGGCGAGGAGGACUUGGGAGUGUCCGGAGACAUGGGCACAAGUGCUUCGACGGUGAUACGGGUCAGAGAUCAGUUUCGUAGCUUACUCGGACAUGUACUCGGAUAAAUAGCACAGAAGGGUUCCGAUACUAUCCUAUCGGUUUACGCUAACGAGCACUUAGAGACGGGUGCCAUGUUUUUCC